Molecule: messenger RNA, 594 nt
Organism: Dentiscutata erythropus
Lineage: Eukaryota; Fungi; Glomeromycota; Glomeromycetes; Diversisporales; Gigasporaceae
Source: the annotation of a GenBank genome assembly
GGGCAAUGAAUAAUCAAGUGUGUAAUACAACUAAAUCAACACCGUAUGAGCUUGUAUUUGGACAACAACCACAAGCUGAUUUACAAAUGAUUUCAAUGCUUUAUCGUCAAAAUAUUGUUCACGAAGAAGAUAUUCUAUUAGAAAACCAAUCCACAUUUAUUAAUGAUGAUUUAUCAAACAAUUAUGAGAAUAAUAGCGAUAGAAUAAUUGUAAUUGAGGAUAGCAAUAAUGAUAAUAAUUAUGAUCUCAAAUCUAAUAAUGAUAGUAUAAUUGACAACAAAAUGAAUAUAUCACGAGAUUAUAGUAUGAUUGAGGAAUAUACUGAUACCGAUACUGAUUCAUUAUAUCGGUAUAAUUCUAUAGAUUUAAAAAAUGAUAACUAUGAUCUUUUAUUGGAUGAAACAUUUCAAGAAAACUAUAAAUCAAAUGAUAAUUUAUCCCAAACUGACACCGUUCUUGAAGGUUUAACUCAAGAAAGUACUAAUUCAUUGUUUAAAGAAUCUCUACAAGCAAGUAGUUCUUAUAUUUUAAUUGAUGAUUCAGAUCAUGAAAUAGAAAGUCAUAUGUCAAUUGAUAAUCAAUCACAUUCAAGCC